Molecule: messenger RNA, 546 nt
Organism: Ostertagia ostertagi
Lineage: Eukaryota; Metazoa; Nematoda; Chromadorea; Rhabditida; Trichostrongylidae
Source: the annotation of a GenBank genome assembly
AUGAACAGCUUCGUGUCAUCUGUGAUGUCCGCCUAUGAUGUCUCACAGCAAAAUGCUCGCGUAGCGCUGAUGGCCGUCGGAAGUGGAGCGAUGGGUUCGAUCCCAGUUGCGAAUUUCAAUACCAUCAGUUCAUACCAAAAUCUGCUCAACUACAUCAACAUGAUGAACAUGUACACGGAUUUCGAUCAAAACGGCCAGGCCAUUGAACAGGCUCUGAACAUUGCUGUCAAUAAUGAUUUUAUGCAUUCUGGAUAUCGAACCGAUCUUAAAAAUCAUGUUAUCGUUUACGUCACAGCUACAACAAAAUUCGACGAUCAACCGCAAGGAAUUGCUGACAAGAUUUCAGCCAAAGCCGGCAGCUACGGCAUCAUUACUGUCGGCUAUGGUCCGCUUGUAACCGAUCAGAAUGCUCUUCAGGGCAUAUCUGGUGGAGCCGCUUGCUCAUUCACUGCAAAUGAUUCUGUUGGACUUCUGAAUCAAGUUAAAGCUGUAACACAGCUUAUCGACAACGCUGACGAGAAUGGUGGAAAGUACUGCGGUUACUAG